AUCCCAAUCAAGGCGGCUCCGGUCUCUCUCAGCUUUCUCAUCCGCUCUUCAUCUUCGCCUGCCGCCCAACUCUUGGUAGAAAAAGGGAAGAAUGGUGAUGGUGCAUCCAUAUGUGUCAGCCUCCACUCUAAGUCGAGCUCUGCCAUCAGCAGCCUCUAUCCUAAGUCGAGCUCUACCGACCUUAUUUGCUGAACCAACGAAAAAAUGGUUGGUGUGUGAGACUCAAAGCAUGAAAUUGUUAAAUGAUAGAGCAAUUGCCAAUGAAUACAGAAACACAAAGAGACUUGUGUUUGGUGGUAGGAGGAGGUUCACUACUCGAGCUUCCCACGUCAAUGAUGCUGGCUCCAUUGGCUCCCCUCUCAUGCAGUCCAUGGAGAACAAGAUCAAGGAAGAGCUGAAUGCAGAAUCUGUUAUUGUUAAAGAUGCUAACGGGGAUGGUCGGCAUGUCAGCAUUGAUGUUAUCUCUUCAUCCUUUGAGGGAAAAUCUGCUGUCAAUAGGCAGAGGAUGGUGUACAAAGCUAUAUGGGAGGAGCUUCAAAGCACAGUGCAUGCAGUAGAUCAGAUGACUACUAAAACCCCAGAAGAAGCAGGUACUCAAAAGUAAUGCAGUGUUAGUUAAAAGUUGGAGUUGACACUCCCCUGAUAUAUUUUUACUCGCUACAUUUUAUGUAACCUCCAUAAUUUAUGAUCUUUAUCCGUCAAUGAUUUUGAAUGAUCGUAAUUGCCACUAGGCCACGCCAUGAGUAGGAGCACUAUGAUCUCUUUGCUAUGUCUGUAUUCUUGUAGUUUUAGAUGUUUUUAUUCUCUUUAGUUUCUCUUUCAGCUCUUGUGAUGAAUAAAAAACGUAUUGAGCUUAGGCUCUACGUACGUGUUCCAGCCUUUCAAUUUU
Fragaria vesca subsp. vesca is the source of this 889-nucleotide messenger RNA. RefSeq lists its product as uncharacterized. Lineage: Eukaryota; Viridiplantae; Streptophyta; Magnoliopsida; Rosales; Rosaceae. The record is from RefSeq and is a predicted model, not a curated record. The transcript has 2 exons. The coding region runs from base 92 to 604 and encodes 170 amino acids.